GAAAUGGAUCAGUGAAAUAUCAACAGAAAUUAAUCGAAAAAUGUCUUGUUUACAAGCGGGAUCGGUUCUUUCUGCAACGGUGGAACAAGCCUUAGAAAACUGUCUACUUGUCUGUGUUAAACACAGAUCAAAAGUAUUCAGAGGGGUGCUUUUCGACGAAAAGAACGCCGUUGUUUGGAGAACGUCCCUCGAAGGACAAGCUAUAAAUGUUGAAUCAGAGAAGAAAACUCUAGGAAGUAGUAGUGCUUUCGGUGAUGGUGCUUCAAGGUGGUCAACGCGACAAGCCAGCCUGUUUUACAAGCGAAACAACAACAGAUCAUUUUCCGGCAGAAGGAUUCCCAGUCUAUUUAGCGAGGUGAAAGUCCUCACAGAUGCGGAUUUGAUAGAGGAAAGUCGGGAGAGUCCUAAAAAAAUGGUGGACAAGAUGGAGAGUCCAACUAAAAGACCAUCUGCCUCUGGUAAUCAAAAAAGCAAGCAAGGGCAGAUCCUGAAAGCGAAGGAAAAUUCAAGAAAAAAAACCGAUUUGUCAAGCCAAAUAAAUUUGAAGAAUUCUAAAUUUGAAGCUAACUUGAAAAGAAAGUCUUCAAAUCAAGACAGCCAUAGCAGAUCAAGGAAAAAAAGACCAGACAGUGUGAAGGUUGUAGGCAAGGGUGUCCAGAAACAAACCCAGGCAAAGAAACUCAAGGCUGAUUUAAAAAAUCCAAUGAAAACUGAAUUAAAAAUGGAAGGUGAGUGGUCUCUUGGAUCAAAGAAUUUAGCAGCAAAGGCUGUUUCCCCAACACAGUUCAAAUUUAUCUUGACCAAGUCAUGCUCUGUUCCUGUUGUACCAGUUGAUAUUGCAUCAAGCACUGGACAGCGACAACUUGGUGCUGUCGUGUCAUUUAAUAAACUUGAUUCACCUUUAAGUAUGCUGACAAAAAGAGUAACUUCCACUAAUGGCAUAGAAUUGUUUACAUCUUCGACUGAUCAAAAUGUUCAUUAUAAUGUGGACGAGACAGAUCAAAAUAAAUCCAAACAGCCCAAUGCAGGGACAAAUUCAACAACCACAAAAAUUGAAAACAGCAGUGGGACCAAAACUAGUUCUGAGGUAGCUGUUGGAGAGGAAGAAACAUGUGUUUCUAACAUUUUGAAUGUUCAUUAUGUGAGGUUGCCUCCUACACAAGAACAAGACAUAGAGAGACAGGACAACACUAUGGUCACCCAGACUGGGAAUGUUGUGAAAGCUUUGGAUGAUUUUGAUGUGGAAAGGAACAACAAUGAGAGUGUGGCAAGUGAAAAACAACAGAAUAUUGAGACAAAAGAGGCACAGCUUGUAAAUGUUCCUCUUAAAAGGUCGGCAAGAAUUAGUGAACGCAGGGAAUAUAUAUUGCACUCUCAACCAAAGAGCGCAAAACUGGAACACAAAAAAUCUUCUGCAGAACUUAAUGUUCUUAAAGAAGUGGAAUCAGUUUUUGGUGAAGAUAAUGCUGUUUUGAAAUCAUCAAGUUUACAUAUUUCAAACCAAGCCACUGAAGGAUCAACUCCUUCAAAUGAAAAAUCUCAAAAAAAUAUUACUUCACCCACCAAAUACACUCAGAGAAUGACAUGGAAACUUCAGCCCCAAAUGACGCCAGUGGACAAGAUAAAUCCCGUGUCUGUUGGCGACAUUGUGUGGGGCAAAGUCCAUGGCCAUCCUUGGUGGCCUGGGAGGGUGUUGGCUAUUAGUGGAAUUCGCAAUGAAGAAAGCAACAACCCCUGGGACAGAGAUGCUCAUGUCUCAUGGUUUGGGUCCAAUACAAGCUCAAUUAUGCACAUCCACAGUCUCCAGUUGUUCCUGCCCAACUUUGCAAAACGGCACAAAAAGCAGAAGAAAGGAUAUUACAGAGUGGCUGUUCGACAGGCCCAGGAAGCCCUGAUGGCUAUGGAUGGCACUGACUGAUGAAGUUACCAGCUGAAAAUUUCCUGGGUAUCAGAAACGAUAACAAUGAAAACAGCAUGAACACUCUAUAACCUCUUUACACCCUAACAACAAUAUCGUAUUCUCUAUAUUCUUCUCUAGACAUUUCCUUUGGUACUGACAGGGUGAAAUUUUCUAACAAUCAAGCUUCUUAAGUUGGUUAUCAUUUCCUUUAUUCUCGUGAUCUUUGAGUGAUUCAGCAGUCAAUUACAGUUAGGAGAAAUUAGAUGCUGGUCACUUUUUGGGUUUAAAGGGUCAGAUGUACUAACACAAACAGUAGGUUGCAGAACUGGAGAAAAUUAUAGGUUAACCCAACUACAAGAAGGCUGAACAAUCAUGUGAUUGGCUUUGACUUUUGGCUACUGACUGUUUACGUUUCUGGAACUUACCAUGGCAGAGUUAGUCCAAGGCCAGUUUUGCUCUUUUGUACUUCAGGCAGGAGGUAAGUGAGAGGGCUGCAAGCAGAACUAUGCCAUGCUUAAUAAAUCCCUUUCAGUCUCCUCCUAACCUUAACUUUGUUAACUCCAAUUGAAAUUUUUUGCAUGUGGCCUAAAUUUAGGUUAAAUACAUAGUGAAAACAAGAUAAAAAGUAAAUUAAAUGCUGAAGUGAAUUUUCAAGAGCUGACACUUCACAUACAAGUACUGUAUCAGGACAGCUCAAAGUAAAACUUGCAGAUUGUUUUACUUGGGCAGUUCAACAACUGCUUUUGUUGGUAGUACUGCUGAAAAGAGGUGAAACAGCUGAACACAAAUAUUAAUCUGCAAUUAACACACAAAGUGGGGUUUGUUCAAAUUAGCAAAGUUACGUCUUGCUUAAAAGUAAAUUAGUAGAUGUAAACACACAAAAUUGGUUUCUGUUAAUAGACUUAUUCACAUUUGUGUUUCAAUAUUGCACCACUGUGAUUAGCACAAAGAAUAUAUGAGUGAAUUUGCCAUAAAACAACUGAAAGAAUCUUCAUGAAGGGGGUAAGUUUCUAAUGAAACUGUGGUGCUUUGUCAAUGGAGGGUAUUACAAAAUAAUUAGGCUUUAUCGGCUGAGUUUUUGUAAAUUGGCCUCUGUCAAGAAUUUCUAAAGCUGACAAUUUUACUCUGACAAAGGGUUACCUCUUGAGACCUUCAGCUUUGGAACUCUUUAUGGCGGCCAAAUUAUUUACACUUAUCAAUUCAGUUGAUAAAGCCAAAUUUUCUUGAAGGAAUAUUCAGAAAAGUUGUUAGACCUCCACUGAAGACCCUGCUGGGCAGUUAGAAUAAUUUGGUGCUUUUUAGGAAGAAAAACUGUUAGUCAGUAUUAUUUAGGACAAUCGUCUUCAGGUCAAAGGGAGGUUGCCAAUUGUAGAGGCAACAUAACAACAAACAAAUUUAGUUUCCACAAAGUUGGUCAAUUAAAGUUGAAAAAGUGGCAAAUAAUAACUUUUUGUAAACAUACCAUUUCAAAGAUUACCUUUAGAAGGAAGUAAUUGAAAAGUAAUAGUAUUGUCAGUGGUGAAUCAUUUAUGGUGAACAUUAAAAUUCCGAAGAGACACAAAGCAACUGACCAAGAAAUUGUCUGCAAAGGCAAAGAAUUUAAUGUAACUAUAAGAUGACUUAUGAGGACCCAGAAUUCACAUUUAAUGUGUUAAGUUUUUGGAUAACAUUGAGUCUGGGUCAAUUGUAAUUAUAUGACUGUAGUCUUUCCUUUAGAGUUGAACAAGAAAAUAAAUUAUUUGUUAAACAUUGAGUUAAACAUUAUUGUAUAAUUUGCAAAAAAUUUGUGUCAGAAAACAAUAGGUUAAUUUAUGCUUAUUAUUUAUAGAAGAACUUUCUUUAAAAAGUUAAUUUUUGUCUAGGCCAGCGAAUGUUGUAGAGUUUUUUUACUAGUUAGAUGGCCAUGUUGGGAAGCCAAAGGCUUUUGAAUAACAUUAAGUAACUUAAAAGUUUCUAAAUUAAGAGAAAAAUGUUACUGUUUUGUUGCAUGUAUAUUUUGUAGAAUAACAAAAGAUCAUUGUUCAUUCCCAAGAAAUAAAUACAUCACAAUAAUUA
Messenger RNA from Stylophora pistillata, 3955 nucleotides. RefSeq lists its product as uncharacterized. The record is from RefSeq and is a predicted model, not a curated record. Gene Ontology annotation, molecular function: chromatin binding. Gene Ontology annotation, cellular component: chromocenter; nucleus. Lineage: Eukaryota; Metazoa; Cnidaria; Anthozoa; Scleractinia; Pocilloporidae.